Molecule: messenger RNA, 1587 nt
Organism: Arabis nemorensis
Lineage: Eukaryota; Viridiplantae; Streptophyta; Magnoliopsida; Brassicales; Brassicaceae
Source: the annotation of a GenBank genome assembly
AUGACAAAGCUAAAAUGUUCAUUUUAUCUCCUAUGGUUCUUCCUCUUGUCAUCAUCAAUAUCUCUAACCUUAGCAACCUCUGAUUAUAUAUUGUUCACAAAGUCACGAUGGAUCGUGAACAAGAAAGGUCACCGAGUGAAGCUAGCAUGCGCGAACUGGCCCUCGCACCUCAAGCCAGUGGUAGCGGAAGGGUUGAGCAAACAGCCGAUGGAUUCAAUAUCAAAGAGUAUAAGAGAUAUGGGAUUCAAUUGUGUUAGGUUCACUUGGCCACUUGAGCUAAUGACCAAUGACACUUUGGCUUUCAAUGUUACCGUUAGACAAUCUUUUGAGAGAUAUGGAUUGAAUCAAGAUCUUGAUGGGAUUCAUAAUCAUAAUCCUUCGAUCGUUGAUAUUCCCCUCAUUAAUGCCUUUCAGGCAGUGGUGUAUAGUCUUGGGAGACAUGAUGUGAUGGUGAUACUAGACAACCACAAGACGGUACCAGGAUGGUGCUGCAGCAACAAUGACCCGGAUGCCUUCUUCGGGGACCCAAAAUUCGAUCCGGAUCAAUGGAUAUUAGGCCUCAGAAAAAUGGCCACCAUUUUUCAAAACGUCAAGAACGUUGUAGGCAUGAGCCUUAGAAAUGAGCUUAGAGGUGCCAAAGAGGACCCAAAAGAUUGGUACAAGUACAUGCAAAAAGGAGCUGAAGCAGUUCAUACAUCAAACCCUAAUGUAUUGGUUAUACUUUCCGGCCUUGACUUUGAUGCGGACUUGUCUUUUCUGAAAAACCAUCAAGUGAAUCUGAGUUUUAAGAACAAACUCGUUUUCGAACUCCAUUGGUAUGCAUUCACCAACGAUGCACCGUGGAAAUCAAACAAUGUCAACGAUUUUUGCGCUCAUAUGUUCGCUCACGAGCGGCGUAACGGUGGCUUCCUCCUUGAAAAAGGGUUUCCUUUGUUCUUGAGUGAGUUUGGAACCGAUUUGAGAGGUGGAGAUUUCCAAGGAAACAGGUACAUGAAUUGUAUGUUGGCUUGGGCCGCAGAGAAAGAUAUCGACUGGGCGGUUUGGGCGCUAACCGGAGAUUACUACUUAAGAGAAGGCAAACGCAAUGUAGUUGAAGCUUACGGUAUGUUAGAUUCUAAUUGGCACGAUGCUCGAAACUCUUCCUACCUCCAAAGACUCUCAGUCAUUCAACCACCACACAAAGGACCUGGUUUGAGGCAUAACCACCACAAGAAAAUCUUCCAUCCGUUAACCGGAUUAUGCAUCGUGAGAAAAAGUUUGUGUCAUGACUCAGAGCUAGUAUUGGGUCCAUGCACCAAGGAGGAACCAUGGAGCUACAAUCAUCAUGGCACACUUAUGAUCAAAACUCACAAAUCAAUUUGUGUAGAAGGUGGUAAAGUUGCGGGAGAAGUGGUUAAACUCGGAAAAGAAUGUUCGAAAAUCGAAAGAAUCUCUGCCUCGAAGAUGCAUUUGUCUUUGAAGGACAAAAAUGGCUCGUUGCUUUGCCUAGACGUUGAUUCGAAGAACAACGUUGUUUGGAGUCUUUGCAAGUGUUUGACAGGUGAUGCGACAUGUGAACCGGAAAGCCAAUGGUUCCAGAUUUUUUAA